Molecule: messenger RNA, 945 nt
Organism: Boeremia exigua
Lineage: Eukaryota; Fungi; Ascomycota; Dothideomycetes; Pleosporales; Didymellaceae
Product: mitochondrial hydrolase
Exons: 2
Coding region: 1-945 (314 amino acids)
Cellular component (GO): mitochondrion
Source: RefSeq, a predicted model, not a curated record
AUGCACGCGACAGUUUGCAGCUUGAGGCUGCUCGGUGCGCCGGGCAAGAUUGCGAGACAUGCGGGGAGGGUGCCUUCUUGGUCGGCUUCGCUCCUGUCUGGGUCGCGCUCAUUCCAUGCAUCUGCGAGCUUGCGGGUCGUUGAUCUUGCGUACAAGCUUCACGAUAACGGCGGAAAAGCUACAGGCGACCCGAUUGUGAUCAUCCACGGUCUGUUUGGCAGCAAGAGGAACAACCAGAGCGUCAGCAAUGUCUUUGCCCGCGAACUGUCGCGCCCCGUCUACGCGAUCGACACGCGCAACCACGGCGAGUCGCCCCAUGACAAGACACAUAACUACGUCGCCCUUGCCGAAGACGUCGAGGCCUUCCUCAAGAAACACAGCUUGAAGAAUUCCACCCUCAUCGGCCACUCCAUGGGCGCAAAGACGGUCAUGGCAAUGGCGCUGCGCAACCCAGACUGCUGCGCCAACAUCAUCCCCGUCGACAACGCCCCCGUUGACGCCGCCCUCUCCUCCGACUUCCCUAAAUACGCCGAAGGCAUGAAGAAAGUGGAAGAAGGCCAGCCCAAGAGCCAGAAGGCCGCAGACGAGAUCAUGCAGCCCUACGCCCCCGACCUGCCCGUCAGGCAGUUCCUGCUGUCGAACCUGGUCCGCCCGGCGCCCGGACAGCCCAUGCAGUGGCGCAUACCAGUUGGCAUUCUGGCCAAGUCGCUCGACAACAUGGCAGACUUCCCGUUCACAAACCCCGAUCAGCACAUGUUCAGCAAGCGUGCGCUCUUCAUCCGCGGCACUAGGAGUCACUACGUUAGCGACGAGACGCUGCCGAUCAUCGGCCGCUUUUUCCCGCGCUUCGAGCUCGUUGACGUAGACUCCGGGCACUGGGUGAUUAGUGAGAAGCCGGAGGAGUUCAUCAAGGCGGUUGUCGAUUUCCUCAAGGAAGAGCAGUAA